GUGAGAAGUUCGAGAAAAUACAACUAUAAUGGUGGAACGAUUGCUUUUUUGUGCUAUUGGAUUACUUGUUUUAAUAUUUAACGUGAAGGGAAUGGACCAAGAAAUGCAGGAAUUGGCUGAUAUGUUACACAACACUUGCAUUGGAGAAACUGGAGCUAGUGAAGAUGAUAUUAGUAACGCAAAAAAAGGAACAUUUGCCGAUAAAGAAGAAUUUAAGUGCUAUAUCAAAUGCUUAAUGGCUCAAAUGGCCUGUAUAGACGAUGAUGGUAUUAUCGAUGAGGAAGCUACUAUAGCGGUGUUACCUGAAGAGUACCGCGACAAAGCUGCUCCUGUCAUUAGAAAAUGUGGAACAAAAAAGGGUAAAAACGACUGUGAAAAUGCUUGGUUGACCCACAAGUGUUAUCAAUCGGAAGCACCAGACGAUUACUUUCUCAUUUAAACCUGUUGAUAUCUUCAUAAAUAUUAAUUAGAUAGGAAAGAAUAACAACGAACUAUUUAUUUUUAUCGUAGAAAUAAAAAUAAAAAUUGUUAUAUAUCCAAAGAUUGGAUAACUAUAGAUGUAUGUUAAGCAUAAUUACCAAUCCUAUACCUAAUCGUAGAGCUAAUAGUUUUAUAAUACACUGUGACCAUCUAUGUAUUUGUUAUUGUUUUUAAAGUAUCAGUAGGUAGCCUGUAUUAUAUUUGUUAUUAUUUAAUCUAA
Messenger RNA from Diabrotica balteata, 700 nucleotides. The record is from the annotation of a GenBank genome assembly. Lineage: Eukaryota; Metazoa; Arthropoda; Insecta; Coleoptera; Chrysomelidae.